AUGUCGGUACUUGACUCUGCUUCAAACUUUGUUGACUCGGAAUUAGCUAAUUGUCUCAAAGAAUACGACUAUGGAAUAAAACAAAAUUCAGUAAAAGUCUCAAAGCAGGAACCAGGCGUGUUCGAAUUAGUUCUCCUAGAAAACGUACAACUCGUAAUACGCGUCACUCAGCAUGGGUUCUUGAUUGUAAAAGCAACGCCGCUCGAAGACGCAGCAACUGCAGACGCGGAACGAAUAAAGGUCCUCAACAAACCGUUUGAAACUAUGGAGUCUCUGUUACAAGCAAGCAGUGCAAAGUUUGCUGAAAGAUUCUAUCAGGCGUUAUACGCUAAAUUAGCUGCCAUUGACGAAAGCGAAUGA
This is a messenger RNA of Paraglomus occultum, 360 nucleotides long. Lineage: Eukaryota; Fungi; Glomeromycota; Glomeromycetes; Paraglomerales; Paraglomeraceae. The record is from the annotation of a GenBank genome assembly.